CAUCGCCGCUCGUCUCCUCGAUCGGGCCUGCAUCCAAGCUCUCGCCUGCUUUUCUACCUCUUGAUCCACAUCCGCCAUGUCCCACGAUCCCUCGCUCGCUGUCCAAGUCACCCACCUGGACUUUGGAUACGGUGGCCCCCAGAUCCUCCGCGACGUCAACCUCAGCCUCGAGCGGGGCUCCCGCUGCCUGCUCAUCGGCGCUAACGGUGCAGGCAAGUCCACGCUGCUCAAGGUCCUCUCGGGCAAGCGCCUGACCAAGGGCAACAUCAAGGCCUUGGGCAAGAACCCCUUCUUUGAAGGAUCUGUGGGCGUGACCUAUCUCGGAACCGAAUGGGCUCUGAACCCCGUCGUCCAUCGUGAGCUUGCCGUUGCUCGACUGCUCAAGACCAUGGGCGCCGAGCGACAUCCAGAGCGCUGCGCCCGCCUCCUCGAGAUCCUGGAUGUCAACCCAGACUGGACCAUGAACGAGGUCUCGGACGGCCAGCGGCGCCGUGUGCAAAUCGUCCUUGGGCUGCUGGAGCCCUGGGAUCUGCUCCUGAUGGAUGAGGUCACCGUCGACCUCGACGUCCUCGUGCGCUCCAACCUGCUCAAGUUUCUGAAGGAAGAAACCGAGUCCCGCCAGGCAACGAUCAUCUAUGCAACCCACAUCUUUGACGGCAUCGGCGGAUGGCCUACGCAUGUGGCGCACAUGUGGGAGGGCCAAAUCGAUCUUGUCCGCGAUGUCAACGAAGGCUUUCCUGAGCUCGAGGAGGAGCGUGACCGGCUGCUCAAGUCAGGAUCGACUCUGGCCACGAUCGACAACUCGCCGCUGCUGUGUGUUGUUGAGAAGUGGCUGGCGGCCGACUACCAGAAGCGAGGUCUGACGGGCCGCCGCAAUCCCGAAGGCAAGGUCAUGACAAAGUGGGAUAUCCUCAGCGAGAACAUGAGGGCAUUCGGCGACAAGUACUACAACUACUACACCAACAAGGACUAGACCCGAGGGCCGACGCACUUGUUUCUGUGGCUCUGAGGUUUGUGACUGAGGCCAUAGCCCUGUCGAUUCAACAAUACAUUUGCCCAGCGUCGCCAUAA
This is a messenger RNA of Polychytrium aggregatum, 1071 nucleotides long. Its product is annotated as P-loop containing nucleoside triphosphate hydrolase protein. The record is from RefSeq and is a predicted model, not a curated record. The transcript has 2 exons. Lineage: Eukaryota; Fungi; Chytridiomycota; Chytridiomycetes; Polychytriales. The coding region runs from base 77 to 973 and encodes 298 amino acids. Gene Ontology annotation, molecular function: ATP binding; ATP hydrolysis activity.